AUGUUUUCUUCUACAAUAUUUGCUGCAGUUGGAGUUCUGGGAGCUGGAUACUGCUUUGUUUUGUCAGCAGUAGCCCUAAACAGAGGCCCUAAAUGUAACACUGGAAAAGAGUGGACCUAUCCUUUCCACGAUGGGAAUUACCUCGCUAACCACACAUUGUGGGAUGUGUGCCAUUCACCCAAAAACAUCGUCCCGUGGAACCUGACCCUCUUCGCCUUGCUGCUCGUCAUGAGUGGGAUCCAGGCAGUGCUCUGCAGCAUUCAGGUGGUGAACGGCCUGUUUGGAACAAUCUGUGGGGACUGCAAAUGUUGCGGAUGUUGUGGGGGAGAUGGAACUGUCUAA
This is a messenger RNA of Phaethon lepturus (White-tailed tropicbird), 342 nucleotides long. RefSeq names its product transmembrane 4 L six family member 4 (gene TM4SF4). The transcript is spliced from 3 exons. Lineage: Eukaryota; Metazoa; Chordata; Aves; Phaethontiformes; Phaethontidae. Gene Ontology annotation, cellular component: membrane. The annotation marks the transcript as partial. The record is from RefSeq and is a predicted model, not a curated record.